CACACACGUAGCCGUUCCUUUGUUCGCGUCAAGCCCUCCACCCCAAGGGGGGUUUCACGGGGGUGGUACUGGGGCGGUCGUUUUCGCGUGCCUUUCGCCGCUGUGCGCUGCUGGGGCUUUUUUCCUCCUUUUGUUUUCCUGUGUGUAACGUCCUCGUCCUGCCCAUUCGUCCCAUCGAGAGCGCCUCCUCCCCUCGUGGGGCUAGUAGCUGCCGGGCAGUUCCGAAACGGCAGGGCGACCGAUUGGGCUUCAGUCUCGCAGCGAUCGCUAGCAGGACGAGUUGAGUUGACGGAGCCUUUGCGCAGUGGUUGGCCAGUCGUUGGGUUGUGUUGAGCGAACGGAACUAACGGAGGUUGCUGUUGUUUGUUUGUUGUUUUGUUACAUCCCGUUACCCGUGGAUGGGGUAACAGAGGGGGGGGGGGGGGGGGGGGGAGGACAGUGUGCAUCACAAUGCUUCUCAGAGACAGAUGCUUGAGCAAGCGAGCAAACGGUUGCACGGGGAAUUGUUGAUGUCGAGUGCUUCUGCUGCUGUAGGGACGGUUUGUGAUUGCAUCUACUAAAAGAGAGGGCGUCCAGUGUCACACCAGUGCUGCGAAGAUACACACGGCUAGGAGCAAGCAUCAACAGUGCACAACAGUGCACAAGGAAGUCAAUAGUGCCCCGGCAGCGUGAAGACGUUCGUUGCACCCGUUGCCUUGCUUGGUGCUGCUGGUGGAUAAAUGGCCGGAAGCGCUCCGUCUGGGGGUCAAAGGACACUAGAUAGCCCAGACAGCUAGGGCAAGAAUGCUGGAGGGGGGUGGGGAGGGGGGUGAAGGAAUUUAUAGACCAACCGGGCCGUGUAGAGCCGAUGGCAAGGGGACAAUUACCCUUCACACGGGCGCGCCAUUUUUUGCCACGAUUGCGCCACCCAGGAACUCCAAAAGAGUGUACGUGCUUGUGUGUGUAAGAGAGAGAGAGAUAGAGAGAGAAUAAGAAAGAGAGUAUUUGUGUGAGUGAGCGAGAGAGAUAUCAAACGAAUGAAUGGUUUACUGUAGGGAGGAAACGUCUGCUAGGCAAAGUCCGGCCGAACGCUGGUAAACUCGGACCGCAAACUCCCGAACCGGUUUAAAGUUGACUGAACUCGUCCCCCCCCCCCCCCCCCCCAGGUGUUGGCCGCCCAGGGCCGCCCAUGCAACGCGCCGUGAACCCAAAAUGCGACUAUCAAAUGUGCUGACCACCAACAAUCAACCCUCUGCAUUACGAUCACUUCCGCUGCCUGCUGGGCGCCGGACCGGCAAGCUAAGGGACAGUGUGUGUGUGUGUGUGUGUGUGUGUGUGUGUGUGUGAGUGUGUGUGUGGUGUGUAAAACGUUUGAAGGAAUUCGCUGUGGCCCCUCCGGCUGCUGCCCUUGUGCUACCAGACAAAAGCGUUGUUCGGUACGGCGGUAGCCCGCUGAGCUCCCCGGGAGGGUUCAUCGUUCGCAAGGGGGAGCUUGCUUGUUUUCAUUCGAUGCAAAUGGGCAGGGUGAGCUAUGGUCAAGACACAGGAGGUGGAGUGCGAUGUCAAAAUGUGUGUGUGUGUGUGUGUGUCUGGGAGGGUUUUUGUUCCCCCUGUUGAGAAGGAACUCCAACGGUGCUGACUGCUCCUUAGAGUCCUUGGAGGUACUUUGGGACCUUCUUCUUGCAUUUUUGAAGAAUUUCUUCAUUCCAGGGUUAAUAUCUGAUGCCUUUCGCGCGCUAUCGACUAGUUCUCAAAGUUCCGAAGUUCGUUUUGUGAAAAAAAAACAUUCACAUGACUGUGUCGCACCACUUCCCAGCACAUCCCAGAGUUUCCUGGAGAGUACUUGAUUGAAUACAUUCUUUUGAUAUGUUUCCAAAAUUCAAUCCCAAAGGCACCACACAAGUUCAAACAGUAAUCCCAAGGUACUCUGAAGCUGUCAUAGACGACAGUAGUACGUCGUAUUUUCAAGAACUUCUUGAUGGGAUACUGGUUUUCAAUAAACUUCGCUCUGCUAACUGAUAUACAAGUUCCUGCCACAAAAAGUACUCUGGAGCUUCCCGUGGCAACUGGAACUUCAAUGUCCAAGAGUUCCUGCAGUAGAUACUGAUGAGUUGCCCAUAUAUAAUGUUCAAUUAACAUCCUCCAAACCAUUCAGACAUUUUUCCCGAAACCAAUGAAAUCUUUCCAACAGUUUCUGAGGUACACUGGAGACUACGCGGCGUUGGAUUUUCAUUCCCAAUAGGAUUACGAAGAAUUUCUCAAUCGGAUACUGCUUGCCCCCAACGCUUCCAACAAGAGCUUCAAGGAGCUCACUCGCACUCUCGGGCGAGACGAGAGAGAGAGCUCGAACAAUCUCUGCCGAAGGGUGGCCGACCACCGAGAACACUUCACACCUGUUUCUGGCAAGCGCCCAUCGUGCGGAACCCCAUAAAGCGGCGUGGUACUUAAUAAACGCGCCAUAAGUUACGAACUCUCUCACCCACACGCUGUACGCUCUGGCAGGGCCUGUAUGUAUGUCGAUGCCCCCUGCUGACCGUGUAUGACCGGAAGACGCCGUUCCGACCCUCUCUCUCUCUCUCUCUCUCCGCUCCGCACUCUCCGCUCAUGAUUUGUGGCUGGUUGGGGUGCAAAUUUGUUCACCCUCGGCGGCGCCCACCGUUAGUGCGUGCGAGAAUGUUUCGCUGUUGCUGUCGGCCCCGUCCGGUGCGUGUACGCAUCCUUGAAAGAGUCGUUAAGAUUUUUGCGUAUCACAUUGCGCACCGCCGGACAGAGAGAUAGCGCGUAAUGGUACCAUUAAUAUAUGAUUUAAAAAAAAAAACACACAAACACACACAAAACGAAAAAAAAAACGGGGAAAGUUUGAAACGUUUUACUGUUUGGCGCUUGUUUGCCAAAUACAUAAUUGGACUGUUGGGUGGGGUUUUUCUUACCUGCUUUUGUGUGUGUUUUUUUUUGGCUCCUACCCGAGGCCUAGAUGAAGAAAGGACCCACGGCCGUGGGUCCGAUGGUGGCGUGCGUGUCUCAUUAUAAUAUUUUGCGCCAUUGCCGAAUGCGCUAUUAUGCGGUGGCGGGCAGCAGAUUGGAAUCUUGGCGGGGCCGCACACCGCACCAUCAUCGCCAUCGCGUGUCUGACCACUAUUUUCGAGAGGAGGAGGAGGAGGAGGAGGAGGGUGUGCAAAGAUGGAGCAGUUUUUUUUUUGGGCAGAAACGAAAAGCAGCCGCAAAGGUGGGCGGGAUAUGAUUAGUUUUGGGUGGCACGGUUUGGCAGCGCGCUUGUGUUCUUUUCUUUUUUAAUUCUUCGGCACGUGAUGAUAGCAAGAGCGAAAGAGUAUGUGUGAGAGAGAGAAUGAGAGAGAAAGAGAGAGAGAGAGAGAGAGUAGGAAAUUUUCUUAAUAUACGCCAAAUUCUUUUCUCGAUGGUACAUUCUUCCACGCGUUGGUGGCGGAACCAUGCAGCAGUGAGCAGCUCUUCAUCAGCAAGUGAUACUAGAGACCCUUGAGCAGUGCAAAGCAGGCAACGCUCGCUGCCGGUAGCGUAGCGACCAAUCAUCUCGAUCUCGAGCAGAGUUCGUGUGUCUGCGUGUGUGUGUGUGUGUGUGUACUUGUGUUGGGUCUCGUUUUACCCAGGAGGUUUUUGGUGCGGUGUAGCGCAAAGCAGCACAGACAGCAAAGCGAGCAAAACCUCAUACUGUGCAAGGUUAGUGGUUACUCUAUUUGCCCUCUACCUGUGUACCUUAUCUGGCAGCGUGACGAGCAAGUGCUGUCAACUGUCAAUAGAAAGAAAAAAAGAAGAAAAAAAAAAUUCGUUUGUACAUAGUAAUUACCCGAGUGUGUGCGUAUCUUUGUUGUUAACCUCAUUGUUAGGCCCCAAUGUUACACUUUUAGUUCUUCUUUCUUCUUCGUCUUCUACUUUAUUCUUUUUCUUUAAUUUAUAUUAUUUCUUCUUCUACUUCUUCUUCUUCGUCUUCUUCUCUUCCUUCUUCUUUUACCACUUUCUCUAUUUCUAUCACUUUCACACUUUCUCUUUCUGUCGGUCCCUUUCGUUUCCCUUUCUGAUCCUUACCUUUACUACUCACUCUUUACAUCUAUCUCCUCAGAAGGAAACUAAUCUUUGUAAGCAAAUUUGAAUAAUAUACUACAAUAUACAGAAUAUGUACAAGAGAAACAGAAAAGCAAUAGAUAUGUUUUAUUUUUUCUCUUUUCAUCAUUAAAAUAAAAAAUAACAUUAAAAACACUUUUUGUUAACAACUAUUACUUAUCUUAUCUGUACUAUUAUUAACUAUUCUGAGCUAUAUUGGUGAACUUUUAACACGUUAAUGUACGAGAGGCAACUACUAAAAAGCCUCGUCAAGAAUAAACCAACAACUACCUCUAUCUUCAUUUUUUAUUUAUUCUUUUUCUUCUUCUUCCUUUAUUUUUCUUCUCUUUCUUCUUCUUCUUCUUCUUCUUCUUCUUAUUAUUAUUUUUCUUUUUUUCUAUUCUUCUUUGGUUUUUUUAAUUUAUUGUUGUUAUUUUUCGUUUUCAUUCUAAGUCCUUCUAUUUUUCUUCGUCUUUUUCUUCUUCUUGUGUUUAUUAAACAUUUUAUCUUUUUUUGUCUAUCCCUUUUCUUUCUCGUCCUAAUCCUCCUACCUCUUUUGCUCUUCUUCUUCUUUAUUUUUUUUAAUUUAUUGUUCUUAUCUUUCGUUUUCUUUUUAAGUCCUUUUUCUCUUCUUAUGUUUGCCUUAUAUUUGAACAUUCUAUCUUUUUCCUUUUCUUUUGCAUCAUUAUCCUCCUACCUCUUUUUUGUUUUUCUUCUUCUUAUUGUUCUUCUUCCUUCUUAUGUUUUCUUCUUCGUCUUAUUCUUAUUUAGUUCUUCUUUGAAGUUUUUCUUCCUUUUUAUUUUUCUUCUUCCCUCUUUUCUUUUAUCCUUUCACUUUCUGACCCCAUCCUCCCUUCCUUCUCCCCACACUCACUUUCGACCUCUAUCUUCAUUCUAUCAUCUGCGCUAUCUCUUUCUAUUCUAUAUCUGCAGCCACAGGGGGAGCCAUAAUUCCAUUUUCGCUCUUCAUCAUUUAGCGAACUGCGUUUGUGUUUUCGUUUGUGUGUGUGUGUGUGUGUGAUCGUAAGAUCCGUUUGGUGUUUCAUAGCGUGUGCGUGUAUUUACUUGAUGUGUGUGUGUGUGUUUUUUUUUCUGUGCUCAGUUUUCACUUACUUUUGAACAUUUCAUACCGUUUGUACAUAUAUUGAAAAAAAAAACAAAACUUUCUUUCCUAUUAGUGUAUCAUGAUUUUGCUGCUCAGUACUGUAUAAACUAAUCUUAUCAAAGAAAAGUUAGUUUUAUAGCGUACAUAAAAAAAAAAGAUAACGCUUCAUAACGCAGCCCAGGAGACCAUGAUGCGUUUGCAGAACAUCCGUAUCGCCGCUUUCAUUGGAGGAACAGCGAAGCUAGCAGGGCGAAUAGGAAACUGAGCUGGGCCAAGCAGUACUGCGCUUUCACCAUCGAAUCAUCAUCCCGCUCUGAGCCGUCCGGCAUCUCAACGAGCGCGCCGAAAAAAGUUGGCACCGGAGCCUUGCUCUCUCUAUCUCUCUCUCUCUCUACCGCUCACACUACGGUCGCCGGCGCCAUGUUCUCUGUAAAUAUUCAUCUCCUUACAUCUUUUUCUGCUAGUUUUGUUAGCAUUCUAACCCGAAUAACUCAUUCCGUACAAAUUGUUACUGUAAAAUAUAUUGUUUUCCUCCUCCAUUGUUUUUUUUUAAAUCCUGCUCGACUUGCUCCAAUCCACCGUACAAGCGCGAAUGUGCGAUGCUGUCGCGAACCCCAUAAAGCCCCGUAGCGUUAGUGCUGUACGAAUUGUAUUGUUUUUAUUUCUUCUUCUUAUCCUUCUUCUUUACUUUACUCGUGUGUCGCUCGUGUUGCAUGGCAUUGCGCGUAGACCCGUUUGCGUGCGUGAACUAUACAGUGUAGAUAAAUAAAAAAAACUCAAGCGGCAGCUGUGAUUGUGCGUAGUGCGGACCAUUGUCAUUCAAAUUAAAGACAAAAUAUUGAGCAAAAAAAAAAAACCUCCACGCAACCCAUCCCAUCAACUUCCUUUACUAACGCGCCUCGCCUCACUCCCCAUAUGAGGCCGUUGUCAGUAGAGCAAAUCGCAAAACGAUAAACCCCGUAGUGUAAUCGUGCCUCAAUUCGCAUCCAUGCUAUACGUUUAUGCUUCGGAUCCAUCGGAGACGACCUCUGCCAGCGAGUACUACGACGACGAGGACGACGAGGAGAUCGGACGGGUGCAGCAGCCGGACCAGGUGCGGCGGAGGCGGCGCGUGCGAACCCUGCCCGGUGUGACGGUCAGCGGCCGGCCCGCGUACUACGGCGACGAGCAGGAUCGAACCGGCCCGCAAGCGGACGAGGAGGACGGCGAGGCGGUAAUCUCGUGGAGCGGAGUGGAAGGGCGGAUUGCGGGUGGACGCUUUUUGAGCCGGGCCGUCCACACCCUGCUCAGCGCGUACAGUGACGAGGAGGAGCAGGAGGAACAGCAGGAGGAACAGGAAGAGGAACGGGAGGAGGAGGAGGAGGACGACGACCAGUCGUCGGAUCACCGGUCGACCGAUCGGUACGUUGGCCGCGGGCCGUAUCAUGCGAGCAGAGCGCACGCCGGCCGCCCCCCGACGUACGUGCCGCCCCGGUCGCCCCACUUCUACCGACCCCGGUCGCCGCUAGGCCUGCCCCAGGGUUCGUCGCUUGCGUGCGCGCGCUACAGCGUCGGUCCAGCGCCGGACAGGCAUCCACGCCACCGGGACCGAUCGAUCUUCUCGCCGGAACGAGCAGCUCGAGGAGCGGCAACCACCAACACCAACACCGUCAGCAGCAGCAGUACCGCCCCGCGGCACCGCUUUCUCGCCAUGUCCGCCGGUGACGCAGACGCGGUACGGGGCGAACAGCCCGAGCCCGACAGCGGCACGAGAACGCCCCCGAACCCGACGACCAAUGGGGAGCCGACGGCCGACCCGAACCCGACGACGACGACGACGGCGCCCGGCGAGCCGCACGGUUCGGCUGGCUCGAGCGUGACAGUGCCGUCGACACAGCAGUCGCAGUCGCAACAGUCGCAGCAGCAGCAGCAGCAGCAGCAGCAGCAGCAGAGCAAUCUGGUGAACAACAAUCACAGCACCGAGCCCGGCGAGACACCCGGUCAGCCGAAGCCAGUGGUAGGGAAGGGUGGUGCGGUGCUGGUACGGAGCAAGGAGUCCGUCUCGCCCCUGCCGCUCAAGCGGCCGACCAAGGCCGACACGAACAACAACGCGGCGGCCGGUAGCGACUCCGGCCAGCGCAGUCCGGCGGGCGCACCAGCGCCAGCAACCGCAACGCAAUCAACCACAAACGGGGCGGUGGGUCCGACUCCCCCGACCAAUCCCAACCAACCGACCCGUCCGCUCGCGGGCGGCCUCAAGGGCCGGAAGGGGGGCGGCUGGAAGGCCCGGCCGGCGGACAGUGAGUCGUUCGGGACCGCGCAGCUCAGCUCGCCGACCGACGCGGAGGACGAGCUGGUGGUCGGCAGCAGCCCACUAGCGGGCCGCCGGCACCCCGUCCACGUCAACCCGGUCAUCAGCCGGGACAAGCUCGCGAGUGGUGGUGUGAGUGGUGGUAUAGGUGGUGGUGGUGGUGGUGGGUGGGGACCGCGGCAGCGGGGCGGACCGGUCGAGCGGGGCAGCCGCAUCCAGAGUCCGGCGACCGGCACUGGCACGGCGCUACCACCCGGGGCCGGGACGUCGAUGGACGUUGGCGGUGAAGGGGCAGCAGGGACGCCAGUAGCAGCGGGCAACGGGCCAGCAGCCGGUGGGCAGCAGCAGCAGCAGCAGCAGCCGGGCACGGCCGCCAGCACGCCGGGCGCGGCCGGAGCAGCGCCGGCACCAGCGCCGGUCAAGCGCAGCCAGUCGCGGAACGACGUCCUGGACCUGGACAGCGCCCCGGGACCGUCCGGGCUACUGCCGAGCAACCCGGGCGUACCGGGCACGAUCGGGGGCAAUCCGCAGUCACGCUACUCAAACCUGUCGUUCUGGAAGGCGCGGCGGGUGCUGUUCUACCGGAAUGGCGAUCCCUUCUUCCCGGGCGUCGAGUUCCGGUUCAAGCCCGGGCGGGACAUCUGCACGCUCGAGGCGCUGCUGGACAAGAUCUCCGCCCGGAUGGAUCUGCCCCGGGGUGCCCGCUACAUCUUCUCGAUGGACGGCGACCGGAAGUACUCGCUCGACGAGCUCGAGGACGGCUCCAGCUACGUCGUGUCGUCGUUCAAGGUGUUCAAGCCGGCCAGCUACGGCAAAAAGAACGGCGUGUGGUACGCCUCGCCCGGCAACCAGGGAUGGGGCAGCGGUGCCGGCCCGGCCCGACUCGGACGCAAACCGUCCGUCACCGAGGUGGACAACAUGCCGUCCGGCAGCCUGAAGCCGAGCGCCGGGCGCGUGAUUAGAAUAAUCAACAGCCACGAUCACAGCGUGCAGUGUCGCGUGCUGCUGAACCUGCGCACAUCGCAACCGUUCGAGGAGGUGCUGGAGGAUCUCGGCCAGGUGUUGAAGAUGAUCGGAGCCAAAAAGAUGUAUACCAGCAACGGGCAGGAGGUGCGCAGCUUCUCCCAGCUGCGCAACGAGUUCGCCGAGGUGGAAACGUUCUACCUGAGCAACACGCCGUCGCUGCCGGUCGGGGCGCUCGGGCCGGGCGUCAUACCGCCGUCGCCGGGCCGCCGGUCCCGCUCGCGCCUCGGCGGCUCCGUGCCGGACGAUCUGUCCAAGACGACGGCCCGGCAGCGCGCCCGCAGCAAGAGCCGGCCGCGCGUCCUGUACGCGCCGGAGAACGAGCUGGUGCGCGCCUCGUCCGACUAUCCGCUGCUGGACGCGAUGAAGGAGGAACCGACGCGCAUCACGAUCCGCGGCCUGCGCCGCACCUUCUAUCCGCCGCUGCACCAUCCGCCGAUCGACAAUGCGCCGCCGGACAAGAAGCUGUCCCUGUUCUGGGUCCACGGCUACCGUGGAAUUGAUUCCAAGCGCAACCUCUGGGUGCUGCCGUCGGGCGAGCUGCUCUACUACGUCGCCGCCGUCGCCGUGCUGUACGACCGUGAGGAGGACGCCCAGCGCCAUUAUACCGGUCACACAGAGGACAUCAUGUGCAUGGAGGUGCAUCCGUCCCGGGAGCUGGUCGGGUCGGGCCAGCGGGCCGGCCGGGACCGGAAGUCCCAGGCGCACGUGCGCAUCUGGAGCACCGAGUCGCUGCAGACGCUGUACGUGUUCGGCAUGGGCGAGCUGGACUCGGGCGUGAUUGCGGUCGCCUUUUCGCAGCUGAACGGUGGCAGCUACAUCCUCGCGGUGGACGCCGGCCGCGAAAGCAUCCUGUCCGUCUGGCAAUGGCAAUGGGGCCAUCUGCUCGGCAAGGUGGCGACCCUGCAAGAAGGCAUCUGGGGCGCCACGUUCCACCCGCUCGACGAUAAUCUGCUAAUCACACAUGGCCGGGGCCAUCUCGCGUUUUGGCACAGACGGAAAGACGGUUUCUUCGAGAAGACCGACAUUAUCAAACCGCCUUCGCGAACUUUCGUCACAUGCGUCCAGUUCGAGCCGGACGGUGACGUCAUCACGGCGGACAGUGACGGCUUCAUCACGAUUUACAGCGUCGACGCGGACGGUGCGUACUUCGUGCGCAUGGAGUUCGAGGCGCACAACAAGGCGAUCAGCUGUCUGGUGAUGCUGUCCGAGGGUACGCUGAUAUCGGGCGGCGAGAAGGACCGCAAGAUAGCGGCCUGGGACUCGCUGCAGAACUACAAGCGCAUCACCGACAUUAAGCUUCCCGAGUCGGCCGGCGGCGUACGCUCGAUCUACCCGCAGCGACCGGGCCGGAACGAUGGCAACAUCUACGUCGGCACGACGCGCAACAACAUCCUCGAGGGUUCGCUGCAGCGUCGCUUCAACCAGGUCAUCUUCGGCCACGGCAAGCAUCUGUGGGCGCUGGCCGCCCACCCGGACGACGAGGUGUUUGCGACCGGCGGCCACGAUAAGUACGUGGCGCUCUGGCGCCGCCAGAAGCUGAUCUGGACGACCUCGGUCGGGUACGAGAUCAUCGCGCUUGCGUUCCACCCGUACGGGGCGGCACUGGCGGCGGGCAGCUCCGAGGGCCACCUGAUUGUGAUCAACGCCGAGAACGGUGCCACGAUGCUGACGAUUCGCGUCUGCGGCUCGCCGCUCAAUGCGGUCGAGUUUAACCAGGUCGGUGACAUGAUAGCGAUCGGUUCGCAGAACGGCAGCAUCUACCUGUUCAGGGUGUCGCGCGACGGCUUCUCGUACAAGAAGAUCAACAAGAUCCGCGGCUCCCAGCCGUUAACGCACCUCGACUGGAGCAGCGAGGGCAACUUCCUGCAGUCGGUGACGGUUGAUUUCGAUCUGCUCUUCUGGGAUGUCAAGUCGCUGUCGCCCGAGAAGAGCCCGAUCGCGAUGAAGGACGUCAAGUGGAUGACCAGCAACUGCACGGUCGGCUUCCUGGUGGCGGGCCUGUGGAACAACCGCUACUAUCCGGCACCGUCCAACACGAUUAUCACAACGACGGCCCGGACCGCGGCCCAGGAUCUGGUGGCGGCCGGCGACGCCGACGGCUACCUGCGCCUGUUCCGCUACCCGUGCAUUACGCCGCGGGCCGAGUUCACCGAGGCGAAGGUGUACUCGGGCACGCUCGCAGCCGUCAAGUUCCUGUACGGCAACCAUAGCCUGGUGACGGUCGGUGGCACCGACGCGUCGCUCAUGAUCUGGGAGCUGACCGAGGAAUAGCCACUGUGGCCGCCGUGGCGCACCGGGGUCGGCGUCGCCGCAGCCGCCGGGUCUCCCUCACCAGCAGGUAAUCCUAGCACCGUACUACCCGUAGCAAGCAACCAUCACCAUCAUCCAAUCCACCCUCCAAUCCAUCGCCGGCCGGAUGCCGGCCCGAUCAGCGUAACCGGCGAGGGCACCGGGCCGCCGCUGGCACCACUGUUGUCUCCAGCGGGCGCCCCACCGUCCACCUUGGUCGACCGUCUCAGCGCACAGCCAGCCACUAACGGACCAGGAUCUGUCACCACCACCAGCCGGUGGUACCGGGGGUGAGCGGAGGGCCCGUACCAUACCCGCUCGUGUCUGCCGGGCGCAGGGAAAGCAGACCGCGCAGGAGGAGGAGGACGAGGAGGACGAAGAGGAGGAAGACGAAGAGGAGGACGAGGACGACGGCGUUCGGCGUCGCACGACCUUCGGGUUGGGCGACGAGGGCGACGACGAGGGCGAAAAUGACUCGGAGGAGGGCGGGCAGCAGGCAGCCGCACUGCAGCCCCCGGCCACCGCCAGCCAGCCGGACCAGCCGAUGCAGCAGCGGCGCAUCCGCAGGCUGAGGUCGCGCGGCCGCAGCGCCAACUACCAGCGGCGGUAUCGGGCCCGCGGCACGGCCGAGAUGACGUCACCGGCAGCGACCGGGUCGGGCUCGCCGCCGGACAGUGCGGGCCGGCGGUGCCGCCGACCCACACCCAUGCCCGCCGACGACCAGCAGCAGGAGGAGGAGGAGGAGGAGGAAGACGUUGGGGUGGAGUACGCCGUGCUGCUGCCGGACUCGUUCGCGGUGCUCGACUCGCCCUACUGGUCGCCGGCACAGUGAGCCGCGCGUGGAGUCACCUCUUAGCACUAAGCGCUCAAGACGUAGUGUUCUCUAGCGCUCACCGAGGUUCGUCGCUUGGUGCGCGGUUUGACGCGGUCUGACAGCUGUUGGUAGAUGAAGGUUUGAAUUGGCGGUUACGGCUCUCUCUCUCGGGGCAGGUCGAACGCCCACGGUAGGGAUAGGCGGGAGCAUAUCUCCUAGUAGCGCUAGUAGUACCGGACGUGGGGGUGUACUAAGUGUGUUUGUGGUUGGGUGCGUCCUCCAUUGUGUUCCACCCGCAUCCUCCUCGCGCGAGUGGUUUUUGACGCUAGAGUUGUUGGACGGACGGAGCCACGACGGCACGAUUUUGGUGGAGUUAUCGACACUUUGUAGCCUUGUAGAAUAGCUUUGGAAGGUUUUAGGGGGUAAGAGCCCGACGGUAGAGCCCUAGGCCCUGUGGGUGGUGGGUCCGGUGUGGCAUUCAUCGCCACCUACACCAGUGUAGCGCACACUGUAAUCACACACACACACACACACACACACACACACACACACACACACACACACACACACACACACACACACACACACACACACACACACAAACACACACACAGACACACACACACACACACUCAAAAACACGUUCUCUAUCUGUCUCAAUGACACUCUGACGUACACAUAUGAACACAGCCACCCAUAGGGAAAGAGGAAGCAGAAGAAGAAAAAAAAAGAA
This is a messenger RNA of Anopheles gambiae (African malaria mosquito), 12313 nucleotides long. It is a transcript of the gene DCX-EMAP, whose product is annotated as echinoderm microtubule-associated protein-like CG42247. Gene Ontology annotation, cellular component: mitotic spindle. Lineage: Eukaryota; Metazoa; Arthropoda; Insecta; Diptera; Culicidae. Gene Ontology annotation, molecular function: microtubule binding. The coding region runs from base 6150 to 10748 and encodes 1532 amino acids. The record is from RefSeq and is a predicted model, not a curated record. Gene Ontology annotation, biological process: microtubule cytoskeleton organization; intracellular signal transduction. The transcript has 11 exons.